Leguminivora glycinivorella is the source of this 1021-nucleotide messenger RNA. RefSeq names its product radial spoke head 1 homolog (gene Rsph1). Lineage: Eukaryota; Metazoa; Arthropoda; Insecta; Lepidoptera; Tortricidae. The record is from RefSeq and is a predicted model, not a curated record. The transcript has 4 exons. Gene Ontology annotation, biological process: spermatid development; axoneme assembly. Gene Ontology annotation, cellular component: nucleus; motile cilium. The coding region runs from base 70 to 984 and encodes 304 amino acids.
AAAAGUCAAAUUGACAACUUUAAAAACAUGCAAAUGUAUUGAUUAAAUUUUGAAUAAAAGUUAAGCCCAAUGCCAGAACCAGAAGAAAAAGGUGAGAGAGGUGAAGAUGAGGACACUAUUGGAAUAUACGUAGGGCAACGUAACCAAGAUGGCGACCGGCACGGCGAGGGCUGGGCCGUGCUGCCCAACGGCGACUUCUACACCGGCUGCUACUGCCGCGGACAGCGGAACGGCAAGGGCCUGUACGUGUUCAAGAACGGAGCGCGGUACGAAGGCGAAUGGCGUCGAGCGAUGAAAUACGGCGUCGGAACAAUGACGUACCCCGACGGGUCGCGGUACGAGGGCGACUGGCGGCACGACCAGAAGCAAGGCUUCGGCGCCUACUACUACCCCAACGGGGACAUAUACGAGGGCGCGUGGUUCAAGGGGAAGCGCCAUGGGCUGGGAACUUACUUGUUCAAUGAAUACCAAGUCAAAUUCAUGGGCACUUGGGUUGAGGGCCGGAUGGAAGGUCCUGGCCAGAUCUUGUACCCUCGUGUACGCUUCCAUGGUUCCUGGUACAAGGGCGUGCCCCGCGGCCCGGGCUGCUUCGUGUUCGAUACCAACUGUAUGCAGCACGGGUUCUAUUUGCUCAUCAAGGAUCCGGCGCUAGAAGAGCUCGGGGAAGGCGAGGAGGAAAAGGAGAAAGUGGACAAGGAAGAGCCCGUGGGAGAAGAGGAGGAGGAGGAAUUUGACGAAACAAAAGGCAAAAUAGCGGUAUGGCGAGCCCGCAACGUGACGGCAUACAUGUCGGAGUUCCUGCCGCCCGAGGCGGUGCCGCUGCCGGUGCACGACUCGCUGCCGUCGCUGACGGACGAGAGCGUGGCCACGGACGUGCUGCAGUUCGAGCCGCCGCCCAUGCUGGCCGAGCACGAGGGCGACGACGCUGAUUCCUGGCUGCUGCACCGCAAGCAGUUCCUCGAGGAGGCGCAGCCCAAGGAGUAGCGAGUUGCUUUGCUAAUAAACCUUAUAUUUCAUAUGA